Messenger RNA from Anopheles merus, 3319 nucleotides. Its product is annotated as putative helicase MOV-10. NCBI's taxonomy places the organism in Eukaryota, Metazoa, Arthropoda, Insecta, Diptera, Culicidae. Gene Ontology annotation, molecular function: 5'-3' RNA helicase activity; RNA binding. Bases 661 to 3168 code for a protein of 835 amino acids. The record is from RefSeq and is a predicted model, not a curated record. The transcript is spliced from 6 exons.
AACAAUAACAAAACAAAAAAUAAUUGCACACCAUAUUUGUCCAGAUGCACCGAUUGCAGUUUACCCAUUGUGCGGCUUCCAUUGGCGGUUUCAGUAGUGGAUGCAUACACCGGCAAUGCAUACCGCUGCGGCACGUCGUUACGGUUGUGCUGUGUGGAAGAGCUAAGCGCCGAAUGCGGACGGCUUGCCGGAUCCGGCUCGUACUUGUGUGCGCGCGCGUCUGUGUGUAUGUGUCUGUGUUUACUUAAAAGUGUCCCUAAACUCUGUGUUUAGAGCCGCGCUUUGGAAACAGUGAAGUGCGAAGUUUUUCAAAACUGCUGAUAAAAAAAGGUCUCAAGUGUGCUUGCUAUUUUCUUCUUCAAACAUUCCGCAGUAAGCUCCAUCAUGACAGGCGAACAACGAGCAACAACAGCCAGAGGAGGUUUACUUAAAACGAUCGAGAGGUAGUCAACAAAGCUGAAAAUGAAGUCUGUAGAUAGUCAAAAACAACGAAUCAAAACGAUACCGGUAGUAGAAGAUCGAGGGCGAGUGGAAUUGUGGAUGUUGCAAUGACUUCUACAUCACGUUUAAGCGCGCGAACGUUCGAACAUUGCGCGAAGCUUAUCACGUUUGAUUUUGUGUACGGGCUUGAUUCCACCAUUUGAUGACGGCAGCGAAACAAUGUGCGCCUAUAUGUGCCGUGGACAACACACACACACAUACACAGACUGUAAGCUAGCACGACAAAGUCGCAAAAGUCACCUCAAGCGGACCGGCACGACACGCUGCCUCCUACAAUGGGUCGAAUCGGCGAUAAACAUCCCCGAGAGCAGGACGCCGCAGAUAGUGCCGAAGCCCGUCUUCCGCAUGACGGUCGAGUUCAGCAUUACCCAGUCGAUGAUUACGAUCAAGGUGCAGAACUUUUGCUCCCAAAUACUGAUACUACGCUCCAUCUACCUCUACUACGAAACGAGCAAGCGUGUCGUCCUGUUCGGCGGCGUCCUGCGCAUGGUGCCCGGCUACGAGUUUGCGAUGGAAAAGGAGAUCCACGAAAAGGAGGAUCGCUCGUACCAUGUGGUAUUCCUUUCCGAUCUGCUCGGCACACCGUACCGGUUGCGGGAAACCGUCAUGAUUCAUCUACUGUCGCCGAGAAAAGCGCGCGGCCCCCCGCUGACACUGUCCAAGCUCCCCGUGUUCCCGGUGCCGGAGUACGUGCAGGAAGUGUAUCUGUACGGCUUUCUGGAGAAUCCACACUACAGCCGCAACGCUUCGCUGUGGCUGGAGCGGCUGAAAGCGUACCGAGCGAAGCAACUGAAUGCGGACAAUCUGACCGACUAUCUGCGAUCGCUGGACCAAAUUGACGAAUUUGACAGCCACCUGCAGAUGCUGCGCUACACGGUAGAGAACGGCACGCUGGAGGAGCGGCUGCCGAAGGAAUACGUUCUUACGAUCGACCAGUUCAAGGUGCCGCCCGUCCUGCUCGAGGUCGGCAGCCACGUGCAGGUAAACUGUGGAGUGAUCGGUCGCAACCACGGUCCCACCAUCGUACGGGGCACGAUCGUCGAGCGCAGCUCCAUUAUACUGAUCGAGACAGAAACUCCGCUCAAAACGUUACGCUCGCUGAAGAUCGAGUUUCCGCUGAACCGCCUCCAGUACAAGCUGGAGUACACGGCGCUUGUACACAUGAGCCGGCUCGAUUUUAGCAGCAUCCUGUUUCCGAAGAUCGAAAGCGCGAAACCAAAAGCGCCUGCCAAGACGUUCGACGAAGCGGUGAUUACUGAGUUCGACUGGUUCCAGUCAUGCGUUGCCGAGAAUGAGCAGCAAACGCAGGCAAUCAAAAACAUCGUCAAUCGGACGGCCUACCCCGCACCGUACAUUCUUUUCGGGCCGCCCGGCACGGGCAAAACCUGCACCAUCGUCGAGGCGGUACUGCAGAUCUGGAAGAUGCGGCCCAAGUCACGCAUCCUCGUAACGGCCACGUCCAAUUAUGCCUGCAACGAGCUGGCGAAGCGGCUGCUCAAGUACGUCACCGUGAACGAUCUGUUUCGCUACUUUUCCCAAACCUCCCAGCGGGACAUUAACGGAAUGGAUCUGAAGGUGGUGCAGGUAUCGAACAUGCACUACGGCAUCUACGAAACGCCGGCCAUGCAGGACUUUGUGCAGACGCGCAUCCUCGUCUGCACCGUCAUGACUAGUGGCCGGCUGCUGCAGCUCGGAGUCAAUCGGUCCAUGUACGAUUACAUCUUCAUCGACGAGUGUGGCAGCUGCCGGGAGCUGAGCGCCCUCGUACCGAUCGGGUGCGUGGGAACGGAUACGAUCAACAACAGGCUGCAGGCGAGUGUCGUGCUGGCCGGUGAUCCGCUGCAGCUCGGGCCCGUCACGCGCAUGCCGUAUCUGCGCGAUACGCCACACAACGCGUCACUGUUGGAGCGGCUGAUGAAGCGGCCGGUCUAUCAGAAGGAUGCCAACAACAACGAGUACAGCCCGCACAUGGUGACGAAGCUGCUGGACAACUACCGGUCGCACGAGUCCCUGUUCCGGUUUUCCAACCAACAGUUUUACGACGCGGAACUGCGGGCCAAGGGCGACCCGACGAUAACGCACUGGGCUGUGAACUGGCACCAUCUGCCCAAUCGCAAGCUCCCGAUGCUGUUCCACUCGGUGGUCGGCUUCAUGCAGCAGGACUCCAUCUCGCUCAGCUACUGGAACGUGCAGGAAGCGCAGCUGGUGUACCAGUACGUGCAAAUACUGAUGAAGGAGGAAAUUAACGGUCAAAUUGUGCGGCAAGAGGACAUUGGCAUCGUAACGCCCUAUUCGAAGCAGGUGGAGUUCAUUAAGAGCGGGCUGGCCACGCUCGGGCUGGACAACAUUGAGGUCGGCUCGGUGGACCAGUACCAGGGGCGGGAGAAACCGGUCAUCAUCAUAUCGGCCGUACGGUCCAAUCGCACCACAGUCGGAUUUUUGGCCGACCCGCGACGGCUCAAUGUCGCGCUGACCCGCGCCCAGGCACUGACGAUCGUCAUCGGCAAUCCGGAAAACUUGAUGAGAAACGUCACGUGGUACAACUUUUUGAAAAUGAUGAAACAAAACCGCGCCAUCACGGGCAUCAGCUUUAACCUGACCAAGCGCCAUCUGGUGCCGGUGGAGGAAGGUGGAAGCGAAACUAUGGACGGGUUGGAUUUCGCAUAGCGCACGUUUCGCCGGAUGGAACUUGCAGAUGUGAACAGAUUUAUUUUCUUUACGUUGUUAUUGUUUAAGCAGAUAUUAUUUACCCAUAACGAUAAAACAUAUUCUUAUACAACUUUAACGAAUACAACGGUAGGUUUCCGUUUGAAAUCAA